AUGCUUACCUAUACUUACCAAUUUCAGAAACCCAUCGCCAAGCAGGGGUUCUUGGCCCCGUCCUCCACCGCCGUCGGCGCGGUAGGGCGGCUGGGACGCACCGAAUGGAUGCGACCCCACACGGCGCUGUGUAAUGCGACUGCAUCGUCGUACAAGCCCUACCUUGCCGCCUGGACAAGGCGAGUAUACGCUCACUUGUUUCCUCCAAGGAAAAGGACUUCAAUCUCGCCAAUCAUCAUGUUCAGCCUCAAGUCUGCCGUCACGGCCGCCCUGCUCGCCGCGGGAUCUAUGGUCAGCGCUGACUCGUUCCCCUUUGAGCGCCUCAACAAGAAUGAGUCCGUCUUGGUCAUCCUUGACAUCCAAGUCGGUCUGUACCAGCUGGCACGCGACUUUGACCCUACUCUGUACCAGCAGAACAUCCUGGCCCACGCUGCUCUGGGCAAGGUCUUUGACAUCCCGACCAUCAUUACUACGUCUGCCGAGACCGGCCCCAACGGCCCUACCUCCAAGGACAUCCUGGACAUGUACCCCAACACGACCGUGAUCAAGCGCAACGGCGAGGUCGACGCCUGGGACAAUGCCGAGUUCCGCAAGGCGAUCGAGGCCACUGGCAAGAAGCAGAUCAUCAUCGCCGGCAUCGUGACCGACGUCUGCACCACCUUUGCCGCCCUGUCCCUGCGCGACGCCGGCUACAGCGUCUGGGCCAACAUCGAGGCCUCGGGAACCACCACAACCCUGAUCCGCGACAUCUCCAACAGCCGCAUGGAGCGCGCCGGCGUCCACAUGGUCUCGCUCUUCAGCAUCGUCUGCGAUCUCAUGCGCGACUGGCGCGAGACCCCCGGCGCCGUCCAGCUCCUCCCCUGGCUCGACAGGUACAUGCCCGCCUACGGCUACUUGGCGCGUGGCCACGUCGCCGCUGUCAGGAACGGUACCAUCAUCCCGGGCUCGGAGAACCUGCAGUAA
Molecule: messenger RNA, 963 nt
Organism: Pyricularia pennisetigena
Lineage: Eukaryota; Fungi; Ascomycota; Sordariomycetes; Magnaporthales; Pyriculariaceae
Exons: 4
Coding region: 1-963 (320 amino acids)
Source: RefSeq, a predicted model, not a curated record